CUUCUUUUCAGCCCUUUGCACGCGCCGGGUCGGCCCGCACGACUUCGCACUCGGUGUCGCCAGGGUAUAUAAGUUGGCCCAACAGCACGGUAGGCAUCAGAGUUUCGCCAGAACCUCCUGAGGAAUACCAGCACCAUGAACACCCUCAUCGUCUUCGCCGCCCUCAUCGCCGCCGCCAGCGCUGGCUUCGCCGGAUACGGCUAUGGCGGAUACGGCCUCGGCUACGGCCAUGGCCACGGCCACCACGCUGUUGCCGUUCCCGUCAAGACCGUCUCCUACGUGAAGAAGCCCGUCGUCAGCGUCGGCUACGUCACCAAGCCCGUCGUGACCUACGUCAAGCAGCCCGUUGCCACCGUCUCCCACACCGUCCAGCCCGUCGUGUCUGUCAGCCACGCCCUCGUCUCCGCCGGCGGAUACGGAGGAUACGGAGGAUACGGUGCUGGCUACGGCGGUCUUGCCGUCGGCGGCUAUGGCGGCUACGGUCUUGGCGGCUAUGGCGGCUACGGCCACGGUGCUGUCCUCAAGGGAGGUUAUGGAUUCCACUAAAUCCUGGUGUAAACUACGACAGCUACCUUGCUUGUACCUCCGGUGCGAACACAUCGGUGGCGAAAUCGACGAAAAAUUCCACGCUUGUAGCAUCCCGCUACUCGUGUAUUUAUUGUGUACAAAUAAAAGCUGCCAUGAUUGACGCAUGCA
This is a messenger RNA of Dermacentor silvarum, 696 nucleotides long. RefSeq names its product neuropeptide-like protein 31. The record is from RefSeq and is a predicted model, not a curated record. NCBI's taxonomy places the organism in Eukaryota, Metazoa, Arthropoda, Arachnida, Ixodida, Ixodidae. The transcript is spliced from 3 exons. Bases 136 to 546 code for a protein of 136 amino acids.